Messenger RNA from Dreissena polymorpha, 1977 nucleotides. RefSeq names its product 52 kDa repressor of the inhibitor of the protein kinase-like. The transcript has 3 exons. NCBI's taxonomy places the organism in Eukaryota, Metazoa, Mollusca, Bivalvia, Myida, Dreissenidae. Bases 896 to 1894 code for a protein of 332 amino acids. The record is from RefSeq and is a predicted model, not a curated record.
AGAAACGUGGAAAAUUAGUUAGUGAACCAUUUCAAAACUGGAAGAAAGCCAUUGAAGUCUUCGAUGGUCAUUUUUUUCCAGAUGCAAAGAAACACUCCAAAGACCGGGGUACUGGGUAUCAAGCCCACAUUGAUUCGUGCAUAUGUUGUGAGCAGUUUAUGAGUGUGAGAAAAAACAAUGCUCCCGUAAAUAAGCAGGUCGAUGCAGCUCUGCAGGCCAGACGGAAGAAAAAUGCUGUGGUUCUUGAGUCUAUCACCAAGACAGUGUUGUUAUGUGCGCGCCAGCACAUAGCCCUCCGUGGGCAUUCUGACAGUUCAAAAUAUUAUGAUGAUGAAUCAGUGAAUUGUGGUAAUUUCCAAUCACUUAUAGAGUUUCGUGUUGAGUCAGGUGAUUCUGUUCUCAAGGAACACUUUGCUACUUGUGGGAAGAAUGCUACCUAUCGCAGCCCUACAAUUCAGAAUGAACUUCUUGACAUUAUGGGACAGACAAUUGAACGCAAGUUAGUGAAUGAAAUAAAAACUGGUGGUAAAUUCUACUGUGUGUCUGCCGAUGAGGUACGUGACAACGGUAACGUGGAACAGCUAGCCGUGUGUGUCAGGUUUAUAGACGAGUCUGACAAGAUCCGAGAAGAGUUUCUCCGGUUUGUAGAUGUCAGUCCAGAUACCAGUGGCGAGGCUCUCUCCCAAGCUAUCCUCGACGUGCUAACAGACGUUGGUCUAGACCCUUCUAUGAUGCGGUCACAGUGCUACGAUGGUGCUGGUAACAUGACGGGUAAGACAAAAGGUGUAGGUCCAAGAAUCCAGCAUCAGUACCCCAGAGCUCUUCCUUUUGGUGCACGGCUCACCAGUUAUACCGCUGUGUAGUACAUGCUUCCAACAGCACACUUGUACGAAACAUGAUGGGAACAGUUGACAGGAUUGCUGUGUUCUUCAACUACUCGCCGAAACGACAGACCUGUCUUGCUGAAUGUCGGGCUGCCAUGGAAGUCACCGAGUCCAAGCGCCAGAAGAUAAAGUCUCUCUGCCGUACACGCUGGGUAGAACGACACAACGCCCUUGAGGUCUUUAUUGACUUUCUACCCGCCAUGGUUGAUGCAAUGUCUCAGUUAAUGGAGAAUGAAACAAAGUCUACAACAUCUGCUGAAAUCUCUGGGUUUUUGAUGGCGAUUACUGGUUUCCAGUUUAUCGCUGUCCUGGUGAUUGUGACCCGCUGUCUCAGCUAUAUAAAACCCCUCACUGUUGCUCUUCAAGGUCGUUCGGUUGAUGUGGUCAAGGCCAUGUCUCAGGUUAGUGUGGUGCAGCAAGCUCUCCAAGAGGUCCGUGACAACAUCGACACCUACCAUAACACCUGGUUCCAAGAAGUUUCAACUAUCGCUGACAAUCUUGGUGUUCAGCCAUCUCAACCCAGACUGUGUGGUCGUCAGACUAAGCGUGACAACAUCGAAGCAGCAACACCCGAAUUGUACUACAAAAGAAACCUAACGAUUCCCUUUGUUGACACUUUUGUGAAUGAAAUGGACACCCGAUUCAGUGAUUUGCAGACUAAGGCAGCCAUGGGAUUGAAGCUUAUACCGGAACAAAUGUGCACCUCUCCUGUCAGUGCUAAUGACCUUGAAUGGUUCAUUGAUGAUCUCCCUUCCCCUCAGUCCCUGCCUGCUGAGUUGCACUUAUGGCAGGCUAGAUGGAAAGGUGUUACCAACCCACCUACUACCCUUCAGGGGGCUGUUGAACAGUGUGAUUCACAGCUGUACCCCAACAUUUACACGGUUUUGUCUAUCGCAUGUGUGUUCCCUGUCACAUCAUGUGAGUGUGAAAGAAGUAUCAGUGCCCUAGGACUUGUAACAGGGUUCGCCAAAACCGUCGGUCCGCCGGUCCUGACCGGCAAAUUUUUCUAAGGACCGACAAGUGAUUUAAGAUAAUCGGUCCGACUGACCGACACAAUCGGAUGAAAAAUGGUUUCAAAAAGAUCACUCAAAGU